Eriocheir sinensis (Chinese mitten crab) is the source of this 10881-nucleotide messenger RNA. RefSeq names its product thioredoxin domain-containing protein 15-like (gene bug). The transcript is spliced from 7 exons. The record is from RefSeq and is a predicted model, not a curated record. Gene Ontology annotation, biological process: cilium assembly. Bases 86 to 1516 code for a protein of 476 amino acids. Gene Ontology annotation, cellular component: cilium. Lineage: Eukaryota; Metazoa; Arthropoda; Malacostraca; Decapoda; Varunidae.
CACCAGUGACAUCAAGAUCAAGAAUAAGAAGUAUUUGUUUAUAGUGUGUGCGGCUGAAAAGAGCUGCUCGACAUGAGAAGCUGCCAUGCUGCACACAGAAACAGUUAUCUUGCUCCUCGUGUGCACAGCAGGAGUGAGGUCAUGGCAAGACACUGUGGACCCCAUUCAUUAUCAUGGGGAUGAGAGUUUAGAGUGCCAAAAAGAAAAAUAUUCAGAGAAGUAUAGUGAUGGCACAGAGUCAUCCUGCAAGAAGACAGCAGAGGUGAGAGGAGAGGGAGAAUGUGCUGCUUCAAGGGAAAGUGGAAUAGUUGGUGAGGCAGACUGUGGCACUUUUGUCAGUGAAGAGAAUGACCAGAGUGAUUUGGUGAUGUUAGGACAAGAAGACCAAGAAUUUUCUAGAGAAAAUACUGAUGCUGUUUUAAAAGAAUGUUCUCAGCAAACUUUAGAAACAAGUGCAUGUGAGUCAUUAGAUAGUUCUGUUAACUCACCCAAAGAAGAGGAUCAUGAGUUACUCCAUGAAUCAUUUGAUGCCUGCAAAGAUGCUCAACAGCCAGAUCUCAUUCAGUUAAAGGAUGAGGGGGAUAAACUUGAAGAUAAUGAUGACUUGCCAGGGACAGAUGAUCUCACCAACAAGGAACCAGCAAAGGAAGAAUUGGAUUCUGAACAAGAAAAAGUUCCUCUCAGAGAAAUUUUAAUGAAACUCAAGCCAGAAGGCCUAACAGAUGAUGAAGAUGAGCAGUCAUCUGAUUACUUGGCAUCAGAAUCGAGUAUGGGGGAUGAAUCUGAGGUUGAAGAAGAAGCACUUGUCUCAUCUGGGUCUUCAGAAAAACAAGAGCAGAAUCUUGACAGCAAUGGGACAAAGGGCACCAUUGAUGGGAAUGGUGCCAACAGCUCUGCAGGAAGCAAAAAGGCAGUGUGCUUGGAGCUUAAUGUCACAACAGAGACCAUCAUUGAUGUAGAGGUUAUUAAUGCAACUGCACUCUUGAAGCUGCUGCAGGUGGACCCUAAUGUGACAAGCAGGUCAUCCAGUGGACCAUGCUUCCUCGUUUACUUCUUCAGCCCAUAUUGCCCAUUUUCUAUCAUGGGCUCACCCUAUGUAAAUGCUCUGGCUCGCUCAUUGCCCAACAUUCCCAUAUUUGGCCUUGACAGUAUUGAACAUCACAGUGUUAAUGCUCGUUAUGGAGUGAUGGGGACCCCAACACUACUGCUGUUCCACAAUGGAAAUGGAGUUGGGCGCUACAAUGCCUCAGAAUACUCAGUGGCACAGCUCAUGUCCUUCAUUAGACACUACACUGAUCAAGAGUUAACUAAUAUCAAUGUCACUUCCUCAGACUUCAGGGCCAACUUACCAUCUCAGCUGGCAGAGGCACGUCCAUAUGCACUCUGGGCUGCAUGGAUCUUUCUGCUCAGCUUUGCCUCAUGGCUCUUUCUGACCUCGGAUCUGUGUGCAAGACUGACUGAGGCAAUAUUAAACAACUGGAGGGAAGCUGAGGCACAAAAUGACCACCAGGACUGAUGUCAAGUUAAGGCUCAUUGUGAUCUGUCAGUCAGUAAGCUGUUUUUGAGGUAAGGACUCUUAGCCUCAGGAUCAUGUAGUUUGAAAGACAUUGAUUGCUCUCCUGUGAUAGUCCUCCCUGGAGAUAAAGAACAAUUACCAAAAGUACCAGAUACAUGAAGAGAUGAAUAAAUUGAUUGGAACAGCCCAUCAUCAAGCUGAUUUCUUUCUGCUUUCCUCUCUUCUGGAACUUUGAAUAUUUUCAGGUGAAGGAUUAGCAUGCCUUAAUGUGUAAUAUAUUAUUUUGUAACUGGAGCAGUAGUAUUGGCACCAGGUUGAUUAACUGUAUAGUGUAGCAAGGUGAAUUUUACUGGGUGAUCUUUCAUCUUUCUAUUCUGCCUAUUAAUUUUCUUGGGCAUGGCAUCCCCACGCUGCCAGAGUGGGAUAUUGAAUUAAUGAUAAUGAGUACUUUUGAUUCUUUAAUUAUCAUCUGUACCAUCUAGACAUGUUUUUUGUUAGCAGCACAAUCAACUUAUCAACUUAAGGACCUUGCCUCGUCAUGAAAAACCACUGCCCGCCAACUAAAAGCCACUUUCAAGAAAUGAGCAUGAUAAUAAUUAUACCAGUUUAUCUGCAGUGUUGGGGGCUGCAAUCACCUAAACUCGAGAUAUAUUGGCUCAAUGACCACCACGCUAUCAAGACGAUUAAUCAUGCAUAUAAAAGACGGAGCAAUAUCACGGCAUUCUAUUACAAAGUAUGAAUCACCAGCCAUCAGACAACAGUUAGAACAAACUACCAUAGUACACAAAGAACUCAACAGAAGACACUUAAGUAUGGCUGAAGCCGUAUAUAUCUGUAUCAACAAACCAGCAACUCACAGAGACAAGCCUGCCCUCUCACCACCAACCAAAACUUGCCAGCUGAUUGGUGGACCAUGUGUCGACUUUUAUUGGCUGCCUCGCACUACAGCUUUCAAGAACGCCCAGAGCACAUAUAAGAUGCCAACUCGCCACUUGCCCUCAUUCCACUCACCAUUUCUUUUGAAGGUGGUCUUCUCAGACCAAAAAACGUCUCGAGAACAUGAAUCUUGUAUAGCAACUGACAACGCUGAACAGCUGUCAACAGUCUCUUGUUAGAGACAUAAGAAAACCACAAAAAGGUUUAACAAUGCUUUAACCACUACUGACUUCAAGAAAGUAUGUAUUUUACACGGUCUACUUCCAAAAUACGUGUAUAUACACCAGGUAUGCCCACUACAUGUCUAACAAUGCUUUAACCACUGCUGACUUCAAUAAAGCAUGUAUUUUACACGGUCUACUUCCAGAAUACGUGUAUAGACACCAGGUACGCCCACUACAUGUCUUCACAAUAGGCAAAAUGCCUACUACAUUAUGACCUGAAAAUAUAACCCACAAAUUCAAAGUGCGCGAUUUGAACCCAUAGUAUGCAAGGUGGAGGGAAGGAAUGAAGGAACUAUCAAAUGCCACACCCAAGCUGACACUCCAGUCAGUCAAACAAAACAAAACAAGAUACAAAAACAGAAACAAGUGAUGAAAAUGUAAAAUAAACAAUAACAUGUGGAAGGUGAGAGGUGAGAGUUGGGGGACGACAGCCAGUAGGAAGGCCUAGGAAAAAGUGGAGUGUGUGUGUGAUGGAGGAUAUGAAUAUAUUGGGGAUAGAGGAGGAUAUGUCACAAGAUCAGGAGAUGUGAAGAACAGUCAUCGCCUGUCCAACCCCAUCUUAAAUGGGAAAAUAUGGACGUUAAACGAUGAUGAUGAUGAUGAUGAGGGGCACUGUGGAAUGCACACAGCACACCUCAUACUUUUCUUUGUUUAUAAGCCAUGCUGCCUGUGCUGCCUCACUGUCACCACCACACCACAGUGACACUCCAGUCAAUCAAACAAAAGAAAACAAAAACAAACAGAAACAAGUGAUGAAAAUGUAAAAUAAAACACAAUAACAUGUGUCAGGGCACUGUGGAAUGCACAUGAUGCACCUCAUACUUUUCUUUGCUUACAGAUGAUGCCUCCCCUGCCACCUCACCACCACACCACACUGCCACUCUAGUCUGUCAGACAAAACAAAACAGAAAACAGAAACAAACAAUUAAAAUGUUGAGUAAAUACAUUAACAUGUAUAAGGACACUGUGGAAAUAACAUGGCACACUUCAUACUUUUCUUUGUUUUCCAGUCUCACCACCCUCAGUGCCUCACUGCCGCCACCUGACCCUCAGCACCUCGUUCCCAAAGUUAUUUUAAGAUUUUGUGUGGCAUAAUGUCCUGUUUAUGUCAAAUAAAGUAUAGCUGCAUAUAUGUACACUCGGCCCUCAAUUUAACAGAAUAAAAGGGGGGAAGGGUGGUCCAUUGCUUGAAAAAAUCCGUUGCUUAAAAAUACAGUUUUGACGUUUCUUUAGCCGGUGUCACACUGGACAAAUCUACCCAACCUCCCUUCUAGCUCGGAACUUUUUUUUAUUUUUUUUUAUUUUUUUUUUUUUUUUUUUUUUUAUGAUCCAGGCAGCCAGGUGCAUGUGUGCAAGUGGCCCCGGCCGCACACCGGGCUUGAGCAGCUGACGGGCGGCUGAUGAUGGUGGUGGUAAUGAUGGGUGUCAGCGGCAUGGCCCCUGCAUCGGCGGUGCUUUCGUUGGGGCCCGUGUGUGGGUGGCUGUGUUUAUUGUGGGCCCGGGCUCCUCAAUUUGCUAAUUCUUGUUUUCCACAUGUUGCGCGGGACUUCUUUCUUUUCUUCCAUCUCUUCUUUUUAAAAAAAAAAAGAGAUGGAAGAAAGGAAAGGGGUCCCAUGCAACAUGUGGAGAAUGGGAAUUGGCAAAUUGAGAACCCCAAACCUAUAAUAAACACAGUCACACGCGCAGGCCCCGUUGGGGAUGUCGUUCAGGUGCCGCCAAUGCUCAUCAUCGCCAUCACUGUCAUCAGCCGCCCAUCAGCUGUUCGGGGCUGGGCCCAGCGCACGGCCGGGGCUGUCUGCAUGCUUGCGCUUGGCCACCCGUCCGGGUGGCCAAGCGCAAGAUGUCAACGGUUUUCAAUUUUCCCCAUAAAAGCGGACACACACUAUACGAUGCGUCCUGUCAGGCAACCGAAAAGUGGACGGAGCUAGAGGUCAUGAGGCAGUGUGUGUGGGUGUAAUUUGUGUGGCGCGGCCUCACGACAUGGCCUGAUGGCCUUCUGUUUAGGGUUUUGACGUUUCUAAAGCCAGUGUCACACCAGUCCGUUGAAAUUUUGUUGUCCGUUAAAUCGGGGUCCGUUAAAUCGAGGGUCGAGUGUAUGUGUAUCUUUUUGGUGUCCUAUGACGAGGGCAUGGCCAUAAGGCAGUUGGCAAGGAAGGCAGCCAUACAAAAAUGUUAGUCAGUCAGGGCAGUGCUGCCCAUAUACCAUUUUCCCAUAAGAACAUGUAUUCCUACUACACAAAUUCUUACUAUACGAGCUCAUAUGUGGACCAUAAAGUAGCACAGUAGGCAUGCCUACUGAAAAUAUAUAUAUAUAUAUAUAUAUAUAUAUAUAUAUAUAUAUAUAUAUAUAUAUAUAUAUAUAUAUAUAUAUAUAUAUAUAUCAAUCAAUCAAUGGGGGCAUAUGCCGGGGGGCGUGUCGCCACGCCCACCCUACGACGCCAAACCUGCGAGUCUCCAUGCAGGCCCCCUUCCCAACCCGAGUACCUCCUGGCAGGAUCUAUCGACUUGCUCAAGCCACGAACUCCGUGGGCGUCCCCUUGGCCUCCUCCACUCAGGAUUGUCUCUUACAGAGACAACCUGAUGAGCAGGAUCAACUUCCGGAAAACGUGCCACGUGCCCGUAUAGCUGUAGUUGGCAUUGACGGACUAUGCAGGUAAUAUAUGUCGAAUCAGUCUCACGGAGUAAUCGCCGGUUUGACACAGUCAUUCCAGCGAUAUCCCAUGAUUCUGUGUAGACACUUAUUACCAAAGGCAUCAAUCUGCCUCUCCAAGUCGCCAUUUACAGUACCCUCUCAAGUUUCACGCUCGCUUCGUUCCGAAGGUAUAAUGCUAAACUUGAGGCAUUGAAAACACUGAAAAAGCGCUUAUUUGUUCCGACCCGUGGAGAUUUUUUUUUUCUUUUUUUGUACAUGUGGCCUAUGGCGCCGGUAGACUAUCCAUCUUUGCCUGAUGGUUGGCCCCAAGCCUGUCAUGGCACAGACAACUGUUUAUAGUGCCGCCAUUAUAAUUGGCUCAUGCUGCCCCCCAGAGCUCACUUUUUUCCUCUUUUACUCCCUCGUUAUCUCAGAAUAUGUACCUUCAACAAUAUCCUUUUCAUAUCCUUUCUCUUCUUCUCUCCUUAUUUUCACGUAUUCGUUUCUUGGAGAGAACGGGUCGUUUUAAAGCCACAGAUGAAGCCUUAUGAUUGGCUAAGCACUGAAAACACGCUUGUGAUUCACUGGGAGUGCGAUGACAUCAUCUCCAGCGCUAACCCAAUCAGCAGCCUCACUGCCAUAUGGCGGUGUCACACUGGCCAUUUUCCUCUAACCGUUGUGGCUACUGGCAACGCCCAUACGCAUAUCCAGGAGCGAGUUGUCGGUUGUCCAUAAGCUGGUGUCACCCCGGGCCUUUUUUCUUCCCACCGCGUUGGCGGCAGCAACUAUUCCAGGUGUGCGUCACACACAUAAGGGGAAAUUAGAAAGGUGUGUGUGUGUGUGUGUGUGUGUGUGUGUGUGUGGGGGGGGGGGGCAGAAGGGAGAGUCAGGUUAUGUCAUGACACACACACACACACACACAGACACACACACAGAAAGGGAAAUUAGAAGGGUGGGGGGAGGGAGGGGCAGAAGGGAGAGUCAGGUCAUGUCUUGACCUGGGGCAGGUCAUAUCCUGACCAAAGCCAUGAUCUGACUCUCCUUUCUGCCCCUCCCUCCCCACACCAUUCUCAUUCCUCUUCUGUGUGUGUGUGUGUAAUUUUUUUUCACCUCUUGGUCUGCUGCGGGUCUCUCACGAGACAGCCAGCCGUUCCCCUACGGAAGAGCACAGAGCUCGUAGUACCGAUCUUUGGGUAGGACUGAGACCACUCACUGUUGUGUGUGUGUGUGUGUGUGACAAGUCAGGACAUGACCUGACCUGAGUCAGGUCAUAUCAUGACCAAAGCCCUGACCUGAGUCAGGUCAUAUCAUGACCAAAGCCCUGACCUGACUCUCCUUUCUGACCCUCCCUCCCCACACCCUUCUCCUUUCUUCUUGUUUUCAUCCUCUCUAUCUCACCUUUCAUGAGAGGGGCUCAUAACCAGAGUGAAGCUACACAUCUCUCAAGUCGUUGGCUUGUGUGGUAUUGAGGCUGUGCCGAGUUGAACCAAAUGCGAUAGGGAGGAGGCGGCGGGAAAUUCAAACGAGGGUACUGUUGUGUCCAUGUCUCACAACCAUAAAGUAAGACUGGGAGCUCAAGGGACUUGAAGAUCUGGAUCUUUGUCCUUCUGCACAGGUAUCGACAACGCCAUAUACUUGUGUUGAGCGAGUCCAUAACACCGUGGGCCAGACCAAUCCGUUGUAAGACUUUCUGGCCAGACUCACUGUUGUUAUGAACUACGCUACCAAGAUACGUGAAACUUUCUGAGAUCUCAACGUCCUCGACACAUGCAUGAACAGACUGUACUGUGUCAUCCAGCAAGCCUCCAAACACCUGUACCUUGGUCUUGGCCCAGGAGACCUGAAGUCCCAAGGGCUUCGCCUCCUCGUGCAGUACCUCGAGAGCCAUCACCAAAACCUCCAGCGACUCCGUUAGGAUUACUGCAUCAUCAGCAAAAACAAGGUCAGUGACCCUGGUAUUGCCAAUGGAUGCUCUGCAAUGACUCUGGUCCACAACUCUGCCCAGUACCCAGUCCAUACAAGUGUUGAAAAGUGAUGGGGCAAGGACAUAGCCCUGCCUCACUCCCGCAUUCAUGGGAAAGAAGCUGGACAAGCCCCCCCCACACUUCACAGCACUCUCUGUCCCAGAAUACAGGCCAGUCAGCAAACCAAUAGUCCUCGCAGGAAUCCCACGGAGUCAAAGAAGAUCCCAGAGUGCCUCACGAUGCACUGAAUCAAACGCCUUCUUGAGAUCGACAUAGGCUGCAAGUAUCCCCUGUCGAAACUCUCAUCGGCGCUUCACCAGUACGCGAAGCGCUAGGAUAUGGUCAGUUGUUGACUUACCAGGCAUGAACCCAGACUGUUCAGGUCUCUAGAGCUUCAGCAGCUGGCUGCGAAUUCGCAUCAGCAAUAGGUGGGCAAGCACCUUGCCUGGCACACUGAGCAGUGUAAUACCACGGUGGUUGUUGCAGUCCUGGCGGUCCCCUUUCCCUUUCCAGAUAGGGAUGACCAACCCCCUCUUCUAGUCAGGAGGAAUGGUACCGGACUGCCAUAUGGCAGUCAAGACCGCAUGCAACCCGUGGAUCAUGGCCUCACCUCCAGCUUUGAGCAGCUCCGCGCUGAUGUUACAGGCGCCAGAUGCCUUCCCACCCCUUAACUUGGCCACAGCCUCUCUGACCUCGCCCAGAGAGGGUGGGCUUUCGUCAAUGGGUGGGUCAGCAUCCGCCACCUGCAACCCAGUAACUGGAAGCUGCCCACGCGGAGGGUCCGCCAUGUACAACUGCUCAAAGUACUCAGCCCAAUGAGCCCUCUGCCCAUCCAUGUCCAACACGAGGCAGCCAUCAGCUGUUCGGAUAGCGCUCAUCUGAGAGGAAGACUUGGAGCGGAGCUUCUUCAGGGCUCUGUAGGCAGGUUGGUGGUCAUUCGCAUUUAAAUGGCCCUCGACCUCCUCGGCGAGACCCCUGACAUACCUCUCCUUGUCUCUCCUUAGGAGAGCACUAGUCCUACAUGACAGAACCCUGUAUUGGUCCCGGUUCCCAGCAAGUCUGGCACCGCGACUCUCCUCGAUAUUCUCCAACGUCUCCAUCGAGGCAAAGCCACUCCUAGAUCUCGGAUGCUCUCCGAUGCACUCCUUGGCAGUUUGUAGAGUCUCGCGUUUGAAGGUACAGGUAAAUCUCAGUACACAUAGCUCGUAGCCAACCCUAACCCUGUCAAUGCCAGUAGUAGCACUGAAGUCGCCCAGGACAAUGAGUGUGUCCCGGGGAGGGCACUGGUCUAAUACGGAGACGAGUUUGGCGUAGAACGUCUCCUUCUCUUCAGUUUCACGCAUCUCGGUAGGAGCGUACACUGCAACAAGAGACAUGAAGCCCAGUGUGUGCUUCAGCCUCGCUCGCAUUAUACGCUCAUCAACCGGAGCAACCUCAACCACAAAUGGCAGAUGGUUGGAGAUGCCCAUAGGUAUUCCCCUGACAUGGAAGCCAUUGCUCAUGCCGGACCAGUAGAAGGUGAACACCCCUUCACUGAUCUCGCCAUUGCCAGGCCUCCUUGUCUCAGAGAGUGCCACUAUGUCCACCCUCAGCCUUCUGAGCUCAUUUGAUAAGUAGGGCAGUCGAUCAUCGUCCGAGAGGCUCCGGACGUUCCAGGAGCCCACACACAGAGCCCUCUGAAGGUCAGCCCCAGGCCUGGUUUUGUGGGUGGGCACAGCCUCUGCACCACCCCGGUCACCCCCAAAACAAAAAGAGGGGCUAGGGGGCCCUUCCUCCUUCGAGGUGCAGGGGUCCCGUAGGCUUUGCCCUGCACCUGUCACUGACUGCAGGCUCCCCAGAUGCGGAUGCAUCGUGGUAGCCCGCUGCGCGGUCGGGCCCCCCAGCAAGACCGGAUCAGGGUCGAGGCUCACGCCCCGACCCCAACCUCUACUUUUUAAUUUGUUUUUGGCUGAGGGAAGAUUUUUGUGGGGGAGGGGGUGCAAACCCUUCCCCCAAUAUAUAUACGUAUGUAUAUACACAAAGAAUCAUAUGCAUAAGAAAAUAAUAACUCCUCACUUAACCUCUCCAGAGCAGAUUUGUGCUGAUACGAAAUUAUUAUUAGAAAAUAUUAUGAAAAUGUUUAUGUGAAGGUCUUGCAUGAUCCUGAUCAGAAUAACAUGAUCAAAAGUAAGGUACUGUUUGUUUGUCAGAGAAUCUGAUGAAAAUAAUUUAAUAUUAUGAAAACCUUUUAGGUGGAUCACCAUGGUGUUAGAAUGUCUGCAAGGAAUGUGGGAGUGAAGAUUGAAGUGUACAUGGAAAAAGGUAAAGAUGAGUAAGAUGAGUAAAUUAAAAUUCUACUACAUUUACCAUCAGGGAGUUUCAAGGAGAAGUCAAACUAGAUAGAUAGAUAGUAAUAGAUAUUUAUAAACAAAAGAGAAAAUGUAGUAAGCAAGUCAGCUGUUCUUGAUUUUGAGAACUUAAUAAGUUCUUGAAUAAAACUAUGAAAGAUGUAAGAUAAUAUCACUUCAGAAUAUCAAGUACAGUGUUUCAUGAUCAUCAUCAUAUGCAUAAGUAGCAAGUAUGUACAUCUAUAGGUGUUUGCUGUGUGUUAUUUUCCCUUUUGGUGAUGGUUUUUAUUUAUGUAUAUACACAUCUGAGACACUAUACUUCAUCUUGGGUGUAGAAAGGGAGUCAAUGGAAAUUACAGAAACUUUACAUGUGUGUAAUUUUUUUAUUAUAUGGAAUGGUAGAAAUCAGUGUAAAAUACAUAAAAAUUGGCUCGUGAAUUUUACAAAUGAAACUAAGAUGUAGUCAUGAUGAUAAAUGUAAUGUAAGUUAAGAUGAAGUCAAUAGCUUCAUUUGGCAUGAAGGUGGGUAGUGAUUGUUAUUUAUUAAGUCACAAGUAAUGUUACAUAAAAAGAAACUGAAAGCUCACAUAAUCAACAAAACAACUAUGUCAACCAGUGGAUAUCCAGACACUUUUCUGUUUUAUCAAGAAAAGACAGUUGUAAAGUGAAAAAUGUGGGUGAAAUACUUGUAGUUCAAUUUAGAAUUUAAUAUUUAUUUAUUUGGGUCAUACUUAGACAAACUGAGCCAACCUGUCAGUAUUCAAACUGCUUACACUCUGCCUGCCACUACCUUGUCUAAGUGUGGGUUAUAUGUCAUCUUUUUCCUUUGCCUAGGAAAAUUAAAGUAAUUAUCCUUGCUGAGAUGAGGACAUAUUAUAGACAGGGUGGGCCUCACUUUUAGACCUCCUAUAGGCGAGGUAGUAGUGGGUGCCACAAAAGCAGUUUAAAUAUUGGCUGAGGUACCUCGUUUAUUUACUUCAUAUUAUUUUUAUUUAUUUCUGUAUAUUAUGCUGGAUUGCAUUUUAAAAUGAGUGUAUGUGUAAUAUAGGAUACUAAUUGAAAUCAGAUGCUCAUAAAAUAUGAAGAGAUACAUGAUGAUUGAUUGACGCAGAGAUAUGUGGAAUGCACAUGUUUUUUCAGCUGUAUGAUUAUUGUGAGUUAAGUAGAAUUAAGGAAAUAAAUAUGUGAGUGGAUAGUAUUCUUUGAAACUACAUGUCUCAUAAGGAAGAGGAAUAUAAAUGUACUUCAAAAAAGUGUACAUAAAAAUUUACUUGCUACUCUA